AUCUGCUUCAUAGCGGCGUAAUUUCGAACGAUUAAUGCGUUUUAAAAGAUUCUGUGAAACGAUUGUUAUCUCUGAUAAUAACGCGUAGAUCCAUUUUGUAAAAUUAUUCAGUUUAAGUAAAAACAUGUCGACAAUUACAGAAGAAUAUGAUACUCAAGAUGAUUCCGAGAAACAAAAUGAUCCAGCAGAAUUUUACGGUGUUCGAGAUGGUACACUCUUUUUGAUUGAUACUUCUUCUGAAAUGUUUAACAAUAAUGAUGAUGGAAUACCACUUUUUGUAUCGUGUAUAGAGGAAUAUAUUUAUAUUCUGAAACAAAAAUUAGUUUGGAACAGACAAGAUUGGAUGGGUUUAAUACUUAUUGGUACGGAGACAUGCGAUACUGAUACAAAAAUAGAAAACAUUUUAACUUUACAGAAACUUUCUCCUAUUAAUAUAAAUAAAUUAAAAGAAGCUGAAAAAAUACGAAAUAAUUGGAAAGAUUAUAAAAGUAAAAGCUCCUCCAAACAAUAUCCUUUUCAAGAUACUUUAUGGCAUGCAGCUCUAAGUUUUUCUUCUAUAAACCUAACGAUGUCUGCACGUAGAGUUAUAUUAUAUACGUGUCAUGAUGUUCCACCAUUGACUAACGAAAAUGAAAAGCAUCGUAUCAGAGCUAAAGCAGCCACUUAUAGCGAUUCAGGUAUAUUACUUUAUGUAGUUGGUUUAGGAAAUACCUGGGAUGCUGAACGUUUUUACAAAGAUCUUGAGAUGCUGUCCAGAAAUAUUAACAAAGAAGAUUACCAAAGAACUUCUUACAAAGAUUUAUUACAUCAAGUAAAACGGCCAUCUAGACGCAUGGCAAAGUUACCUUGGAGACUUGGAAAAGAUGUCGUAAUAAAUGUAGAUAUAUGUAAUGUUUGUGUUAAAUCGCAAGAUGUGAAAAAAAUGACAAUGAAUUCAGAAAAUAAUGCUCCUCUGGUUGCAUAUACAUAUUUCCAAAGAAAGGAUUCUGACACGGAAGAGGACGAAGAGGAUCAAGAACGAGAUGAAAAAAUUACUAUGCCUUUAUUAGAUGCAGAUUUGAGAAAAAUGGGAGAAUUUGGUGGAGAAAAAAUAUAUUUUACUUUAGAUGAAGUUAAAAGUUUUGAAAAAAUUUUUGAAAUGGGAAUAGAUAUGAUCGGUGUGAAACCUUUUUAUUGUGAUCCAAUGUAUCACCUCCAUGCACCUUAUUUUGUCUCUUGUAAUAAAAGUUGCAGUAAAGGUGAAAAAUUAUUAUUUGCCGCUUUAUUAGAUAAAUGUAAAAAAAGGAAUCUUAUAAUAAUAUGUAGAGUAACUUUGAGAAAACAUUCUGGAUCCUAUUUAUACAACAUGAUACCAAUGUCCGAUGAAGGAGGGUUUUAUUUAUACAAAAUACCAUAUAAUGAAAAUGUAAAUAAUUUUACUGAAGAAAUGUAUCAAUACGCAUUUAAUGAUCAAGAUAAAAAAAUCCCUAUUAAUGAUGAAGGUGUUCAAUUGUUUAAACAGAUUAUUAAAAAAUUUAGUCAAAUUUAUGAUCCAGAAAGAUUUCCAAAUCCUAAAUUACAAGUUAAACUGCAAAGUGUGGAGACAUUAGCUUUGGAUCUUGAUGUACGAGAUCCUCCACAGGAUGAAACACUUCCCAUGGAAGAUGUACUCCAAGAAAGAAUAGGUGAUUUAACAAAACAAAUUAAUGAAUUAUUUAUGCCAGAAGAAAAUGAAUUUAAUCCGCCAGACAAGAAAAGAUAUAAGAAAUCUGGUAAGAGUAGCGAUAAGUCAGUUGUAACGUAUAACGACGAAGAUGUUCUUGAGCUUGUACAACAAAAUAAGUUGGAUCGAUGCAAAGUAUCAGAUUUACAAUUAUUUUUGCGCAAUGCUGGUUUAAUCACAUCUGGACGUAAAAUAGAACUCAUAGAUAGACUUUAUACGCAUUACAGAAAAAAUUCAGAUGAAAACUAGAAAUGUAAAAAAAUGUUUUUAAUAUUAUAAAUUAUAUUUUAUAUAUAAGA
Molecule: messenger RNA, 2001 nt
Organism: Vespula pensylvanica (western yellowjacket)
Lineage: Eukaryota; Metazoa; Arthropoda; Insecta; Hymenoptera; Vespidae
Product: X-ray repair cross-complementing protein 6-like
Exons: 9
Coding region: 125-1951 (608 amino acids)
Biological process (GO): cellular response to X-ray; cellular response to gamma radiation; double-strand break repair via nonhomologous end joining
Cellular component (GO): Ku70:Ku80 complex; nucleus
Molecular function (GO): damaged DNA binding; double-stranded DNA binding; telomeric repeat DNA binding
Source: RefSeq, a predicted model, not a curated record